CACUCCUGCGCUCUCGAAAAUAGCUGAAGCUUGUCUUCGUCACCAAGCAGAGCCUGCAAUAUCCGGCGGAGGACUCUCGUGGCUUCGCUGAGUCAUGAUUCCACCGAAGCUAGCAUAGUCACGUAAAUUCAUGUACAUGCGAUCCAACCCAUACCAGAUCUACACAAGCUUCCCAUUCGAACAGUCAUCUUGCAGUCGAAGCUCGCACAUGUCUGAUCGACCUACCUGAGUCUGCAGUACCAUGGCGCAGACAAGAUGCCGAAUGCGUCGACCAAUUGCUGGACUUGCAAGCAGCGCAAAGUCGGCUGUGACCGGGCUCUGCCAACCUGCAUCAACUGCAAAAAGGGUCAACGAACCUGUCAGGGUUAUGGGCUUCGCCUUGCCUGGCCUGAUAAGCAAGACGGACGCCGCAAGCAAAAGCGAUAUGAGGUGAACGAUCAAGAUGUCGUCACCAAUUACCUUCCUCAAAGAGAUGGAUGUUUUACCUUUCUUAACACUGUGGUCGAAGAUCUUGAUGGCAGCAGACUGUGUGUUACAGAUCUCAUCAACGGCGAGUUGGUCAGCAUCAUGUCGAAUGCGAUCCCGAUAUCAAUCAACCCAAUCUCAGUCAGUGAGCAGAACGGCAUGUUGCUCAAUCACUAUGAUUUGGAGAUAGCUCGGAUAACAACCACUAUUGACGAUGACUCGAACGGCUUCCGCUUAGCACUGAUCCCAAUGGCACUUUCUUCACCAGAUCUGUCCGCUCGAAGCAUUCUCCACUCCACUCUCGCCAUUGCUUGCUACCAUCUCGGUCGCCCGCAGCAGGCACUGAAGUAUAAGUUCCGAGCGAUCAAAGACCUGAGCGACAGCUUCGCCAACCUGUCAAUUGAGACUGUGGACUGUGCAUCCAAGACCAGACACUUUGCAGCCUGUAUGAUGCUGUGUGUCUACGGAGUCUUCGACGAGUCCGACACCGCGUGGUACAUGCAUCUUGAAGGGGCAAAAUCCGUCUACAAUACGAUCCCCGAGACUGUGAAAUCUACUGCUGGCUUUGAGUUCCUCAAGCCGUGGUUCCAGUAUCAUUACAUCUUCAGCCAGUACACCUACCCAGCGCAAGUGGCGAACCCUGAGAUCUCGCUGCCAUCUAACACGUCCGAGAAUCGAAAGAUCAUUGGAGUACUGGGGUGCUCGACCGAAGUGCUCCAUCUGAUAGGAUGUACAAAUCAGCUACAAGCAGCAAAGCCUGCCGUGAGUCCUGCUGGCACUGCUGGAAAUCCCUCAUUAACUGUCCCCUGCGAGCAUUUCGGGAUACUUUCUCGAAUUGAGAACCGUCUGCUGAACUUGGAGCAAAAGCUUCUCAUCCAGCCUGGCUCAACAUCUGGUAUCAUCAACGACACGCGCAUCACUUUCACCGCAGAAUUGUACAGAAUUGCUGCAGUACUCUACUUUUACCAGACUGCCCCCACGACCUUCGUCCCUGCAAGCAAUCCCCAGCACUCUCUACGCAACGGUUUGAAUAUCCUAUGGGAGAUGAAGAUCUGUAGCAGCCCUUGGCCCCUCUUCAUCUUAGCCUGCAGCGUCACCGAAGACGAGGAUCGCAUUCGAAUACUGGACCUGAUGGAGACGAGUGGGGCAAGGAGGCGCAUCGGAAACUACAGCAUCAUCAUCAAAUUGGUCAAGGCUGUGUGGAAGAGACAAGAUCUCGUCAGCGACGAGAAAGCGAAGAGGAAUGUUGAUUGGCGGGACUUAGUUGAAAAAGGUAGCUACAUGCCUUCGUUCAUCUAAUGACGAGAUUUUACCACAAAGGGUUGCGCUCUCUCCUUGAUGCCAUAGGCUUCAAC
This is a messenger RNA of Macroventuria anomochaeta, 1820 nucleotides long. RefSeq lists its product as uncharacterized. NCBI's taxonomy places the organism in Eukaryota, Fungi, Ascomycota, Dothideomycetes, Pleosporales, Didymellaceae. Gene Ontology annotation, cellular component: nucleus. The record is from RefSeq and is a predicted model, not a curated record. Gene Ontology annotation, molecular function: zinc ion binding; transcription cis-regulatory region binding; DNA-binding transcription factor activity, RNA polymerase II-specific. Gene Ontology annotation, biological process: positive regulation of transcription by RNA polymerase II. The transcript is spliced from 5 exons. Bases 256 to 1764 code for a protein of 502 amino acids.